AUGGAUUUGCUUACCUCCUGCACUUUUACGGCUUUAAUUCUAUUAAUAUUCACAUCAUGCGGGGCGUUUUACAGACAUUUCGUGAAGGCAGACGAGUCGACGUUCUUAACGGCGGCAACUUUUGUUCUGUCCCUUAGCACAAGUUUCAUCCUUGUCUUGUUCAUACCUGUGGACAUAUACCUGGUGUCCAAUGGGGACAUAGAAAUCUCAGACUUGGAAAUAACCCAAAGGCUCGUGUCCAAGUUCUACCACUUCAUUUUCUGGGCGUUAAUUUUCGAAGCCUACAUCCUGGUUCCGUUCUCCUACUUCUACGUGAAGAAUAAGCGCUACUACCGAAACGAAUUCGAUGACAACAUAGUGCCGUGCGAAAAUGUGAUUGAGUCUUUCAAAAAAACGAUAUACUUUAUAUGCCUUAUAGUGGCGCUGUCCAUAAUUGGCCUAGUUUACAGACCAGGCCACAAACUCGCAAUGGAAAAGGGAAAAGAACUGGAGUAUAUUUCGGACCUCCUAGAUAUGAAACACACGGGGGAGUCGGCAAUCUUAUUUCUCAUGGGGUGCGUUGUCCUGAUUGGUGUUUCCUUUUGGGUCACAUACACGAGUUACGGCAUCGCCUGUCUACCCCUAUCGUUUCUGCAACAGAAAAAUAUCGACCAUGAUAAGAAGGAGAUAGAGACUCGCUUUGCAAAUUUGAAGGAGAAGGAAAUCAUGAUAAAGCAUAAAUACAGAGCCCCCAGCGAAAUACGUGGGAGCGACAAAUAUGAAAUUCUUAGGAUAGAGAAAAUGCAGAGGGCCCUCAGUAGAUACAACUACAAACUGCAAGAGAUUGAGAAGACGUCCGAGUCGUGGCUAUCCUAUGUCAUAGGGAUUAUGCUCACCUGCAGGGUUAUAACUGGGCUGGUAUUUCUAACCUUCUCAUUUGUAAUAUACAUAUCAUUGUUAGCAUCGAUAACGGAUAAGUAUUUCAAUUCCGUCUGUGCCUACAAGUGCGGUUUUGUAUUGGAGAAAAUAAACAGCAUUUUUAAUUUGCUUGACGCUUCUCUGAUCCUGUUUUCUCGGUUUUUCCCGAUGGAUAUUUUCAUCAUUGCAAGUUUGGCGAUAUAUAUCUUCUGUUGCUCUCUGUACGGAAUUGUAAAUGUUGGAAUUCGAGUUUGUUUCAUUCCUCUUUAUAAAUUGAAGACGAGGAGGUCUUCCCCCGAGACCAUGCUAGUCGUGUGUUUUGUGAUUAUCCACAUCAUCUUGGUGCUCAUAAUGACGUUAUUAACGAUUGCCCCCAAUUACGUAACGUAUGGAAUACAAAGGAUACGAAUAAACGACACCCCUGUGUUUAUAAAGUGCUCCCUAAAGACGGAUAAGAAUGUUUGCAAGAUGUCCGUGCUGUCCGUGUUUUUUAAUAAAAUAUUUUUUGGGAUACCAUACUUUGCAAACAGCUAUUUUUUCUCCAACUGGAUGUUCAUACUGAUGUACUCCCUUUCAUUCGUAUAUCGAAUUUUCUUCAAGCGGAUCAGCUACCUGGACCGCCUAGACGAGCUAAGUCUAAGCAAGGAGAACCUAGAUGAGCACAUGAAUCUGCUUCCACUGGAGAAAUUAACCUGA
This is a messenger RNA of Plasmodium inui San Antonio 1, 1593 nucleotides long. RefSeq lists its product as hypothetical. Gene Ontology annotation, biological process: protein localization to vacuole. NCBI's taxonomy places the organism in Eukaryota, Apicomplexa, Aconoidasida, Haemosporida, Plasmodiidae. Bases 1 to 1593 code for a protein of 530 amino acids. The record is from RefSeq and is a predicted model, not a curated record. The transcript is spliced from 20 exons. Gene Ontology annotation, cellular component: vacuolar membrane.